Xenopus tropicalis (tropical clawed frog) is the source of this 3540-nucleotide messenger RNA. RefSeq names its product protein serine kinase H2 (gene pskh2). Gene Ontology annotation, molecular function: protein kinase activity; protein serine/threonine kinase activity; kinase activity. Lineage: Eukaryota; Metazoa; Chordata; Amphibia; Anura; Pipidae. The transcript is spliced from 3 exons. The record is from RefSeq and is a predicted model, not a curated record. The coding region runs from base 111 to 1355 and encodes 414 amino acids.
UGCCCAGUGGGCAGGAAGGGUUUCUAGUCACUCUCACUGAGCCUUGGACCCUGGUCUGGGAUGGAUCCCCUGUCUGUCCUCUCUGGGAUCCCAUCCUCCUGAGUCCUGACAUGGGCUGUGGAGUCAGCAGCAAGGUGCUCCCGGAGCCCAUGGAGCCCCCACUAAAGAAGAAGAAUCCCUAUUAUGUGAAGCUGAUUCAAGCUAUGGUACCUGUGCAGUUUUGCAGCCAGCCUUCCCAGUGCAAGGAGGAGUUCUGGGGUCUCCAAGAGGAACCCUGCCGGGCACAGGACCAGGAACACAAAUUGCAAUCAAAGAAGAGCCAAGUGGCCCGAUACCGUGCCAAAUUUGACCCUAGAGUUACUGCAAGAUAUGAUAUCAAGGCUCUCAUAGGCAGGGGUAGUUUCAGUAGAGUUGUAAGAGUGGAGCACAGAGCCACGCGGCAACCAUUUGCAAUUAAGAUGAUUGAAACAAGCGCCAAAGAAGGCAGAGAGGUUUGUGAGUCAGAACUCAACAUUCUCCGCAGGGUCAGCCACCACUACAUCAUUCAGCUUAUCGAAGUGUUUGAAGCUCGUGACCGAGUCUACAUGGUGAUGGAGCUUGCCACCGGAGGAGAACUGUUUGACAGAAUAAUUGCCAAAGGAUCUUUUACUGAGCGGGAUGCCACAAAGGUUCUGCAGAUGGUUUUGGAUGGAAUAAGCUACCUCCAUGGACUGGGCAUAACACACAGGGAUCUUAAGCCAGAAAAUCUCCUCUAUUACCAUCCAGGAGCAGACUCAAAGAUAUUAGUCACUGACUUUGGUUUAGCCAACUCUGGUAACAAGGGAGGAGAUUGGUCAAUGAGGACCAUUUGUGGAACCCCAGAAUAUAUUGCCCCUGAAAUUAUUCUAAGGAGACCAUACAGCAAUGGAGUGGACAUGUGGGCCCUGGGGGUCAUCACCUAUAUAUUACUUAGUGGAUCCAUGCCCUUUGAAGAUGAGAACCGUACAAGGCUUUACCGCUUGAUCCUUAAAGGCAAAUAUAGCUAUAUGGGUGAUCCAUGGCCUAAUGUUUCCAAUCUCGCCAAGGACUUUAUUGACCGUUUGCUUACUGUCGAUUCCAAUGACCGGCUGUCAGCAUCGGAUGCAAUGAAACACUCUUGGAUUAAGACCAUGGCGGCAUCUUCAUCCAUGAAGAACCUUCACCGCUCCAUCUCUCAGAACAUGAAACGUCGGGUCUCUUCUCGCUGCCACAGUUCUAAGUCAGAACAUUCAUCCAGAUCGGGUCAGUUGAACAAAUCCCGGCGCAUACGAGAGAGAGAAAUAGCGGAGCGCAAUCUACGUUAUCUGCCUCAUACAGUGAGCAAUGACCUACUGUGAUCAUCAGCGCCAGCCAACAUGUCUCUUCCUCCUACACAAAUACCUGGACUUGAUAUAGGGGCACAUUUAUCUGAGGUUCAUCUGGAAAUCCUGCAGUUUGAUGGAAUUGCUCCAACUUGCCAAAUAAAUUGACUUUUAUCAGCUUAAUAAAUGUUUCACAAAAUCAGUAUCUAUCAUUAUCUGAGCCUUCAGGAUUUGUUAUGCAAGGCCAGCCAAAAGAACUGGCCGAGAUCGUAUAGGAGCAUUGGGGCAGUGAUCAAAUGUUUUUCUGAAAAAAAAAUCUACUUUCCUGGAGGCAUAAACUGCACUUUCCAGCGUGAUAGACACAAUUCAACAAAUUUUUAACAAAUUUGCUAUAAAUAGGUCAUAGAUAUCAGUAAUUAUUAUUGAUGAAAUGGAGCUGAUCACUGGAUAAGGAUCACUGAUAAAGCUGCCCCUAUUUCUUUCCAUCGUUAUUCAUCAUGGCUGCAAUUUUAAUUCACUUUCAAAAAUAGUGUAAAGUACCUUAUGUGAUAAAUUGUAUGGGAUUCAUUUUUAUAUUUAAUAUAAUAUAGUGGGGGGUUACAUUAUUAUCACUUUGGCCACAUUUUUUUAAAAGAAAAUAUAAAUACUCAAAACAAAUGCAUGAAUGUAAAAUGGCUCGGUGCACUCAUCUAAGCCCUUUUUCAAUGUGUAUUAUUAAUUACUCUAGUUUUCACUAAAUUAGCAGUUGUUAAACUUAAUAAAAUGAAUUUGAAACAACAGCACCACCUGCUGUUCAUUUAGGCUCACUGAUUACAUGUCAUGUGAUGUUGCUCUGCUUAAAACUGACCAGCGAAACAUUAGAGGACUUUUCUCUGUUUACUUCAACUUAACUUCAUUUUCUAAGCAGAGCAAAAAGUACCUUUUCACAAAAUUCAUUUUCAGCUGACUGUAGUCAGUUCAGGGUCGGAACAGGGCCGGCAGUACACCAGGAAAAAACCUAGCAGUCCCCGUGGCCAAAGCCUGCUCCCCCCACCAGUACAUGCAGGUGAUCCCCCUCCAAUCUCAGCCGAAAGGAUGAUGUGCGGUACGAAGUGGGGGGGAAGGGGGUUGACAUGGAGUGUAGCAGCUCCUAACUGGGGUGCGGGGGUGGAACCCCUAUGGGUGCAGGACACCCCAGUCCAUUACUGAGUCAGUUUAAUAAACUGUGCAGCAGGUGGCGCAGUUGCACUAUAUUACCAGUUUAAAAACUGCUAAAAGGGGACCUGCCAACUUCCCAUUCAGCACUUCCUAGAUAUCACCCAAAUGGAAAAUGCAUAAGAUCUUGGGGUGAUACAAAGCUUGCGUUAAUAACAGUGUACCCAAAAUAUGUGACUGUAAAUUCCAAGACUGAAGGGAAAAAAAAUUAAAUGAUUUAUAUAGUGUAAGUAAAGCUUAUAUUGCUCAGCUAAUAUGAUGGAUUUGGAAUUCUUUUUUUCAGGUGAUAGGUCCCCUUUAAAACUAGAAAAAAACUAAAUGAAAAUGGCAAAAGUUCUUGCAAUAUUACAUUCAUUUGUUUUGAAACUAAAAUGUACGUACUAGUCCCCCUAAAAUAAUAUGUUUGUUCUUUUUCUCAUUAAGGCACACUGUUUUUUAUAUAUUUUGUAGAAAUUUAACCUUUGAGAUGCAUUCUUUUCGUUAAUUAUUUUACAAUAAUGUCAUUUUUCUGGCACAUUCAUUGGCAAACUGUUUUGUGUAAAGAAGAUAAAUUAUUUUUGUAUAAAGUAGAGAAAUGCUGUGUUUUGAUCAUUUGGUAUAGGUUUUAUUUUGCCAUUACUGUUGUUACCAACCAACUGUCCAUUUCUUUGUAUGCAGGAUAAGUGGGCAGAGUUCUCUGGGGUUUGCAUCAAGCAGACAUAGAAUCUGCAGAAGUAAAACUAAAUAAAUGUGUAAAUAAAUAAUAAAUAAAUAAAACUAAUUAAACCUUUAUACAUCUAUGUGGAAGUUUAACAUGCCAGUAAACAUAACUAGUAAAUAAUAUACCAGUUAUGUGUUGCAUGAACAGAAGUAUUUGUAUUUUAAAAUCUUUGUAUUAAGAUUCUAGAUCGUAUUUUGUUCUUUUACUUCUUUACUUUGUUGUGUUGUAAGUCUCUCCUUCAGCCUGGACUGCUGACACUGGAAUAAAGGUAUUUUCAUUAAGUAUUACAGUUAUGAGAGUGCAUAUGAGUGGCUGGGGGGAGGCCUG